AUGACAUCUUUAUGUUUGGUUGAUUCAUGGGUUCCAACGUGUUCCAUGCUUAAUGGAUCUUCAUCUUCUUCUUUCGUGGGAUUCAUGUGCACAUCACCUCUCAAAUGUGGUAAACCCCAUUUCAAGAAUCAUCCAAGAUCCAGAUUUUCUUCUUCUUCUUUCUCCGUUUCUGCUGUGAUUGCAAAGGAAGACCAAGAAGACUCCUCCGAUUUCCAGAAAUCCAGCUUCGAUUUCAAGGCGUACAUGGCGGAGAAGGCUAAUUUGGUAAACAAGGCGCUGGAAGAAUCCAUUUCCAUUAAAACUCCACCCACAAUCCACGAAGCUAUGCGUUACACCCUCCUCGCCGGAGGCAAGCGUGUCAGGCCCGUCCUCUGCAUCGCCGCCUGCGAGCUCGUCGGUGGAGACGAAUACACCGCGAUGCCUGCCGCUUGUGCUCUUGAAAUGAUACACACCAUGUCAAUGAUCCACGACGACCUCCCUUGCAUGGACAACGAAGAUUUUCGCCGAGGAAAACCCACUAACCACAAGGUUUACGGCGAAGACAUGGCGGUUCUUGCCGGAGACUUGCUCGUCGUGCUCGCUUUCCAACAUGUCUCCAGCGUCACCGUCCGCGUGUCGCCUGCACGCAUCCUGGCUGCCGUCGCCGAACUCGCCAAGUCUACCGGGAUGGAAGGGUUAGCCGCGGGUCAAAUGCUGGACAUAGCUUUAACAGGGGAGAAGGACGUCGGAAAGGACGAGCUUGAAUUCAUCAGCCUACACAAGACGGGGGCGGUUUUGGAGGCAGCCGUCGUAGUAGGGGCGAUAUUGGGCGGAGGGAACAAGACCCAGGUGGAAAAGCUUCGGAAAUUCGCAAGAUGUAUUGGACUAUUGUUUCAGGUAAUGGAUGAUAUAUUAGACGUCACCAAAGAUUCGGUGUUAGACAAGAUGACAUAUCCAAAACUGAUGGGAAUGGAGAAAUGCCGGCAGUAUGCGGAGGAGUUGUUGGCAGAGGCUAAGCAGCAGUUAGAGGGUUUUGAAUCAUACAAGGCAGUGGUGCCGCUAGUAGCCAUGGCGGAGUAUAUAGCUUCCCAGCAKAACUGAAACCAAGCUAUUUUAUUUUCGAUGGGUUCGAGUCUUCUCCGUCAAUGUUGUAAGAUUGGUUU
Messenger RNA from Cynara cardunculus var. scolymus (artichoke), 1142 nucleotides. Its product is annotated as geranylgeranyl pyrophosphate synthase, chloroplastic-like. The coding region runs from base 1 to 1080 and encodes 359 amino acids. The record is from RefSeq and is a predicted model, not a curated record. NCBI's taxonomy places the organism in Eukaryota, Viridiplantae, Streptophyta, Magnoliopsida, Asterales, Asteraceae. Gene Ontology annotation, molecular function: geranylgeranyl diphosphate synthase activity. The transcript has a single exon. Gene Ontology annotation, biological process: isoprenoid biosynthetic process.